Lotus japonicus is the source of this 1056-nucleotide messenger RNA. Its product is annotated as ESCRT-related protein CHMP1B. Gene Ontology annotation, biological process: endosome transport via multivesicular body sorting pathway; late endosome to vacuole transport; protein transport. The coding region runs from base 124 to 738 and encodes 204 amino acids. The transcript has a single exon. NCBI's taxonomy places the organism in Eukaryota, Viridiplantae, Streptophyta, Magnoliopsida, Fabales, Fabaceae. The record is from RefSeq and is a predicted model, not a curated record. Gene Ontology annotation, cellular component: ESCRT III complex; multivesicular body.
AGGAAAAUCAAAUUUCUAAUUCCCCACUCUCUCUCUCUCUCAGAAAUUCCCAAAUCAAUCAAACACGAACGAACCCUAACAGGAAGAAGAAGAAGAAGAAGAAGGAAUCGAAGAUCAAACACAAUGGGAGGAAGCACAGAGAAGCUGAUGAACCAGAUCAUGGAACUCAAAUUCACCUCCAAAUCACUUCAACGCCAAGCUCGAAAAUGCGAGAAGGAGGAGAAAUCCGAGAAGCUCAAGGUCAAGAAAGCCAUCGAGAAAGGCAACAUGGACGGCGCACGCAUCUACGCCGAGAACGCCAUCCGCAAACGCACCGAGCAGAUGAACUACCUCCGCCUCUCUUCCCGCCUCGACGCCGUCGUCGCCCGCCUCGACACCCAGGCCAAGAUGACCACCAUCAGCAAGUCCAUGGGGAACAUUGUCAAGUCUCUUGAGUCCUCCCUCGCUACUGGCAACCUCCAGAAGAUGUCGGAGACCAUGGAUAGCUUUGAGAAGCAGUUUGUUAACAUGGAGGUUCAGGCUGAGUUCAUGGAGUCUGCUAUGGCUGGUUCCACCUCUCUUUCAACGCCUGAGGGGGAGGUUAACAGUCUUAUGCAGCAGGUCGCGGAUGAUUACGGCCUCGAGGUAUCGGUCGGUCUCCCUCAGCCCGCUGCACACGCGGUUCCGGCUAAGGAAGCUGACAAGGUUGAUGAGGAUGAUCUUACCAGACGGCUCGCGGAGCUCAAGGCUAGAGGUUAAUUCGUGUUUGGUACUUUCAUGAUCAAUACUGCAGAUAAAUUAUUACAAAGUGUAGCUUUUGAAGCUACAAUGGUUUGAAUUGUGUGUUUAUACCACCAAUUCAAACACACUAUAAGAUAGAUGCUGUGUUAUAAAUUACUUAUAUUUCUAUUUUGGGAUUGUUAACUUGUUGAGGAAUGAUUUGUGUAUAUUGAACUGAAUUUGAAUUUGAUUGGCUGGCUGGCUGACUCCAUGAUAUUGUCAUGUGUGAAGACUUUGCUCGGUCGAAUUUCUGUGCCCUCCCUGUUAUAUUUAAGACAUUUGAUUGCUUGAUUCCAA